CUCCUCGAGCAGGCCAUUGACGACCGGAACUCCUUGGCUUUCUAUCUGCGACGAGUCCUUUCGUGUUCCGACACCGACGAGCGCGAUUUGUUUUCUGGUUCUCUCCUUCAUCAUCUUUCCGUGACGCCGCCUCGAAAACAUGCGCGCUUCGUCUUCACUUGUCGUGGCCGUUGCCGCCCUUGUCGCUUCGGCCUCGUCCUUUGUUAAUGCUGAGCCUGAUCUGAGGCAUUAUGGGUGCAACCAAAAGGUGCGCGCCUACAACGCCGACCUACGCAGGCGCCAAGUGGGCACUGUCUCUGGUGAGGGCGCCACCCCAGCAGAAGGUUCGGGUGCAAGCUCGGCAAACUACAAGUGCGACGCAAACACAUGCAAGCUGCCCAACUGCAACUGUGCCAGCACCAAGCCGCCCGGAGGACUGGACCCAAAGGACGUCCCCCAGUUCAUCACCCUCACCGCCGACGAUGCCAUUCAGCAGUACACCAUCGACGCGCUCAACAGCCUCAUCAAUGGACGCAAGAAUCCGAAUGGCUGCGCAGUUCAGACGACCUACUUUACUUCGCUCGACUACACAAAUUAUUCGAUGGUGACCAACUACUACGUUGCGGGCAAUGAGGUUGCUGAUCACACAGUCACCCACGUCGCUCAGCCAAGCGUCGAGGAGGUCUCGGGUAAUCUCAUUGGUCUCAAUGCACUCGCGGGUAUCCCGUUCAAGUCGCUGGCCGGCUUCCGGGCGCCCUUCCUCAACUACACCAUGCAGAACCUUCAGGACCUGGCAAAGGCCAACUUCGAGUACGAGUCAUCGUCGAGCUCUUCGGUGCCGGUGACGGACCCCAACACGGACGCCUUCUGGCCCUACACGCUCGACAAUGGUAUGGCCAACGACUGCACCGUCGAGGGGCUCGGUGUCUGCAACGGCCUACCCAAGCUGCCUGGCUUCUGGGAGAUUCCCAUGUACUCGACCUUCAACCCGGACAAGAGCAUUCUUGGCCUCAUGGACCCAUGGCUCGAGGGAGAUGUCAACAAGGUCCUCACAGCCAUGAAGGCUACCUUCACGGACCAUUACAACGGCCAGAAGCAGCCAUUUGGCAUGUACUCGCACCCUAUUCACAUCUCAACAUCGUACCCCGGCGCACCCACAAACCAGAUCCAGCCCAUGGUCACCAUGCUCAACCAGUUCCUCGACUUCGCCAUGGCUUCAAGCCAGUUCCAAAACGUGUGGAUGGUCAGUAACAAGCAGCUCCUUGCCUGGAUGCGCAACCCGGUCCCGGCCAGCCAGCUCAACACGCUCGACGAGUUCAAGUGCCAGACGCCCAACCCAGCCCAGGACAAGAUCUGCUCGGGCAUUCCCGACAAGGAGAAUGGGCUACUCGAAAAAUGCAUCAGCGACACGGCUGGUGACAGCCUCAACAACUCGCCGUUUGCUACCUGCUACGGCUGCCCCACCCAGCGUCCCACCCCUCAACUGCCCAACCCCCCGCAAAAGAACAAUGACGGCUCGGUGAGGAGCCGCAUCAACGACAAGUGCGACACGCCCUUCUGGGACCCCAUCGCUGGCAAGUGCCUCAACAGUGGCUUCAACGAUGCGACGAGGUCUAUUGGCCCCAACGGAGCCAACCUCACCUCGACUGGAUCUACCAACACCGAUGGAGCUGACAGCAACGGAGGCAAGUCGACUAGCGACGGCUAUCAGACUUUCGGCUCUGGCGGAGCUCAGGUACAGCCUUCGCUGGUGGCCGCUCUCGGUCUUGGUGCGCUCUUCGCCGUUGUCGCCCACCUCGUCUAGUACUCACGAUAUAUUCUUCAAAAUCCUGGCUCGAUUUCUUGAUCCUCUUCACCCUUUGUUUUACUUGUCUCUUUUCCAACUGGACAAUUCAAUUUCCCUGCUUGCGUU
Molecule: messenger RNA, 1891 nt
Organism: Acaromyces ingoldii
Lineage: Eukaryota; Fungi; Basidiomycota; Exobasidiomycetes; Exobasidiales; Cryptobasidiaceae
Exons: 3
Coding region: 140-1783 (547 amino acids)
Biological process (GO): carbohydrate metabolic process
Source: RefSeq, a predicted model, not a curated record